AUGCGCUGGGGCGGACACUAUUCGGCCAUAAACAGCGAUCCAGAUGGUGACCAUUCAGAGCCUCUGGAAAUGGACAAUAUAAUGAGGGAGGAAGCCCGGGGAUUUGAGUCAAUACCGCAAUCCGAAGAGCUAAGCACCAAAGGACCGAACGACUCGACUGCUGCCACUAAACCAUCUCCGCUAAGGAAGCGCUGGUCUGACCCAGUAUGGUGGUGUGUUUCUGGAAAUAGCAUCAUUCUUAUUUUCAACGUUAUUUUCAUCAUCGUUGCAACAGCACGGGCAGGGUCUAGAUAUGGAGGUGUAGCCUUUGGUUCCAACAUCCUCUACGAAGGAUCGUGCACAACGGCGAGGGAUAUGAAGAUUGGAAUCCAUCUGAUAAUCAACGUGUUCAGUGUCAUCUUGACGGCAACGAGCAGUUUUUCGAGUAACAUUCUGAUGUCUCCGUCGCGAGCGGACGUUGACCGCGCGCAUUCUGAGCGUAAUUGGCUCACCAUUGGUGUUUUCUCGAUACGGAAUAUCAAAAGCUUACGGUGGCCCCAUCGAACGAUGUGGGUUGUUUUGACUGUGACGUCUCUCGUAGUGCAAUUCAUUUACAACUCCGUGAUUUAUUCCUCUCUCAACGCAAAUACUUACGCCGCGCUUGUUGCGUCACACGACUUUGUUUCGAACAGCAGCAUUCCGGACUCGGAAUUCGAAGCGCAGUCUUGUUUUGCAGAGUCUGAUCUUGCAUGGAACGUGUCGGCUUUACGGACGAGCGUCCUCAAUGGGGAGUUUGAAGUGCUGGAUCCUCAAGCAUGCAUUGAUGCUUACGCAGUGGAAUUUCUUUCAGACCGCCGAACUGUGAUUGCAGUUACUUCCGACCCCAUGACGGACAACAGUACGAGGCUAUACAUAAGUGGCUAUGGCUGGCCUGCCAGGAUCUAUGAUGCCAUUCCUAAUAACACCAUCGAGAAAAGCGGGUUGUUGACUGAGCAAUACGCUGAUGAGACCGUAGACUCUUCAAGCUAUAACACAGGUGACCCUUUCAAAUGGAUAUGCAGUGGGAAUGAUUGGAAUGGCACGUAUAAAUACCAGUCUUGCACGAAAUCACAGGCGCAAGAUAUGAGUCCAUGGACGAUAUCUGGUAUGGCAUGGGCACCUUUCACUGCCAUACAACAGCCCCCGAAUACCAUGCUGGAUUGGAUGACAGUGGCUUGGGAGACCGAUACUGAUCUGGAUUCUAUCUGGACGGGACUGAGCGAUACUGAGCGUACGGAUCUCAGGGCCAAACUCGAGGCGAAUCCAACACUGGAACAGAUGCAGUCGUUCGUGCAGGGCCGGACAUGGAGUAACGACACGUUUGGAGAUGCCUUGGUCAUCAACGCUUCCUGCUCAGAUAAAGAGUGGCUACCGUCAGACGAUUUCCUUGUAACGGCUCCACAACGCAAGAUGGCAUUUCCUAUUGACCAUUGUCUUAGCCAGUAUGUGGACGAGCAAUGUCAGUUAUUGUACAACAUGCCCAUCGGAAUCGUCAUCAUCAUAUGCAUUUUGCUGAAAGUGAUAUGUCUGUCAUUUCUGGUGAACAUCGACAGACGAAACCUCUUCCUCACCGUGGGGGAUGCCAUUUCCUCCUAUCUUCAAAGCCCAGACCCGUUGACAAAGGGGUGGUGCAUGCUUUCCAAAAAGACAGUCAAACGAAACAAGGAAUGCCCCUGGAACCCCAAAUGCGAACAGGAAGUAAGAAACGCGCCCCUAGCAGGCCAUCCUCACCCCGAAAAUCCACCCACGAAGCGACGAAUAUGGUCAAAUGCGUGUAAACCCAUCGUCACAUUGAUCCUCCUCCCCAUCCUCGUGAUCUACAUCGCCAUGACCCAAAUCCUGCCCCAGUUCGCCGCUGCAGCAGCCCAGGGUAUAGCAUACGGCGACAUCAGCGUCUCCCAGAUCUGGGACAUCAAGGGCUUCGGUGCCGUGCAAUCGAACGCGCUGCUCACGAACCUCGCCAGGACUUACGUAGGCAUGCAACUCCUAGCAAACACGCCACAACUCCUCGUCUCCUUACUCUAUUUCCUGUUUAACGACCAUCUCACCCGCAUGCUCCACGCAGCAGACUACAAUCAAUACGCCCUGACCCGUCGACCGCUACGCGUCUCGUUUCCUCAGGGCUCGCAACGAUCAACAUUCUACCUCUCCAUCCCCUACCGCUAUUCCUUGCCUCUCCUAUUCACAUUCACACUAAUCCACUGGCUCAUUUCCGAAGGCAUCUUUUACGUUCAACUACUUCCUUACGAUCUCGCCGGAAACCCGAUCUUGACAUCCAAGCUGAUGACGUGCGGCAUCUCAACGAUUCCGUUGGAAAUUGCCAUGUUUCUGACUAUUGCGUGUUUGGUGGUCGUCUGGGGGUUGUCGGCGAGGGAGUUUGGGUGUGCUAAGAUGCCGUUUGCGUUGGGGUGUAGUGUUGCGAUUAGUGCUGCGUGUCAUCCGCCGAAGGAUGAUAGGCAUGCUGCGUUUGGGCCGGUUAUGUGGGGGGCUGCCAAUGCUGAUACAGAUGAGGUGGCUCAUUGCUGCUUUACGUCUUUCGAAGUGACGGAGCCUCUGAAAGAUCGGUUAUAUGCUUAG
Talaromyces amestolkiae is the source of this 2595-nucleotide messenger RNA. RefSeq lists its product as uncharacterized. The record is from RefSeq and is a predicted model, not a curated record. Lineage: Eukaryota; Fungi; Ascomycota; Eurotiomycetes; Eurotiales; Trichocomaceae. Bases 1 to 2595 code for a protein of 864 amino acids. The transcript has 2 exons.